ACAGAGUACAGUCACCUGUUUACUCUAGGAUUCACUGUACGUGGCAGGUGGCGAGACUUAAUCUGUAAACAGUGGACUAGGCAUCCAUCAAAGGAGUGGCACGAGUUGAGGUUGGAUCUGCCAGCAUAAAGCCUUUGAAUGAGGUCCAGUGCUUCAGUUGCUGCAGAUCCCGAGCAGGUGAGCCCAAGUUCUAGUGAAUCCUCAGAAGGAAAUAUGGAAUCAUCAUCGAUGUCACAGCAGCAGCAGCAGCAGAGGCAAUCAAGUGAUGAAGAAUUUUCUAGGCGCGAUAUUGCUGUGGAAAAUGAAAGUUUGCUGCCUGAAAUUUUAGUUCCGGAAAGCGAAUCUUUGUAUGAUGAGCUGGACGAUUUAAUUGAAGACUUUGAUGUGCUAGGAACUGACGCGAUUGAAGCAGAUGCAGAAACAGAAACAGCGGAAGAAACAGAUGAAGAAAUAGGUGCUUGUGGUGGACGAAAUCUUGCUCGACGCUCAAGGAACCUACCCCGGAAGACCGGCCUGCAUCGGAGAGCUAAGCGGCUACAGAGAGGCAGAUCACGUGCGAGCGGGACUCCCCCGUCGCAAUCCGAGCUCCAGCACACGCCAGGAGAGAAGGUCGCCAGCAGAGCGGGCCACCGGACGUCCCCCGCGUCCUCCAACGUCGCCGGUCGCGGACGCACCCUCAAGAGCGAGCGGUGCUCGUGCGACGUAUGCGGGCAAGAGUACGCCAACUUCAGCAGCCUCACCGUUCACAAGCGACGCCACACGGGAGAGCGGCCGUUCCGCAAUUGGCCGUGGUCUGACCCUGUGAAAAUGUUAAUAUUGCGAAUGGAAGAGACGGGCCUAGUUCGCAAGUGGAAGGCCGAUUACAACUCGUCCCACGGCAUUCGCGUCCGCCUGGGGCUCGCGAGGGAGGCCAAAGCGCAAGCGAGCGCCAACGCAACGAAGGUCCUGACGCCGGAAGACGUCGUCGGCCACCUGCAGCUGCUGUGCGCAGGCGCGUGCGUGUCUGCGCUGGCCUUCUGCGCAGAGCUGUGGCGCGGCCACGGGGCGGGCGAGCGCCUGCGCAGGCGCGGUCGACGCGCGCGCGCGCAGCUCAGCAGAGGCUGGCGCAGAACGCGCGCUGGGCUGCGCCAAGUGGCUGCGCAGACACGCGCAAGUGGACUGUGUAGUGAAGUAUCAUUUUCACAAGCACAA
Gryllus bimaculatus (two-spotted cricket) is the source of this 1191-nucleotide messenger RNA. The record is from the annotation of a GenBank genome assembly. Lineage: Eukaryota; Metazoa; Arthropoda; Insecta; Orthoptera; Gryllidae.